AUCACCCAUAAUAUUUUGAGCAUUCAGAAACACACCAAGCGAAGCGCACUAGCAACGACCUAACAACAAUGGCUACCAAGAUAUUAGCCCUCCUUGCGCUUCUUGCCCUUUUUGUGAGCGCAACAAAUGCGUUCAUUAUUCCACAAUGCUCACUUGCUCCUAGUGCCAUUAUUCCACAGUUCCUCCCACCAGUUACUUCAAUGGGCUUCGAACACCUAGCUGUGCAAGCCAACAUGCAACAACAAGCGCUUGCGGCGAGCGUCUUACAACAACCAAUUGCCCAAUUGCAACAACAAUCCUUGCCACAUCUAACAAUACAAGCCAUCACAACGCAACAGCAACAACAGUUCCUACCAGCACUGAGCCACCUAGCCAUGGUGAACCCUGCCGCCUACUUGCAAGAGCAGCUGCUUGCAUCCAACCCACUUGCUCUGGCGAACGUAGUUGCAAACCAGCAACAACAACAGCUACAACAGUUUCUGCCAACGCUCAGUCAACUAGCCAUGGUGAACCCUGCCGCCUACGUACAACAACAACAACUGCUUUCAUCUAGCCCGCUCGCUGUGGGCAAUGCACCUACAUACCUGCAACAACAAUUGUUGCAACAGAUUGUACCAGCUCUGACUCAACUAGCUGUGGCAAACCCUGUUGCCUACUUGCAACAGCUGCUUCCAUUCAACCAACUGACUCUGUCGAACUCUGCUGCGUACCUACAACAGCGACAACAGUUACUUAAUCCAUUGGUAGUGGCUAACCCAUUGGUCGCCGCCUUCCUACAGCAGCAACAAUUGCUGCCAUACAACCAGUUCUCUUUGAUGAAUCCUGUCUUGUCGAGGCAGCAACCCAUCGUUGGAGGUGCCAUCUUUUAGAUUACAUAUGAGAUGUACUCGAUAAUGGUGCCCUCAUACCGACGUGUGUUUCCUAGAAAUAAUCAAUAUAUUGAUUGAGAUUUAUCUCGAUAUAUUUCU
Molecule: messenger RNA, 968 nt
Organism: Zea mays
Lineage: Eukaryota; Viridiplantae; Streptophyta; Magnoliopsida; Poales; Poaceae
Product: alpha zein
Exons: 1
Coding region: 69-869 (266 amino acids)
Molecular function (GO): nutrient reservoir activity
Source: RefSeq, marked validated